ACCGUUAACCGAUGAGAUGGAUUCUGAGGGCCGCACGAGGUCGGGGGCCAAUCGCAGUAGUAGUAGGCGAGGCCCGCGCUCUGAUUGGCGGAGCAGCAACCAAUCCGGGAGUGCCAAUUCCUCCGCCAAUCAGUACUCGUCGAGCGACGAGGACCCAGAAGUGAGCAGGAACACUGGCAGGGGCUACCGCUCGGCGCAGAGGACAGGUGACCGCGGCAGUAACCGUUCCCGCGCCACCACGCCCCUCAGCCACACCUCAGACCCUGACGUAGGCGACCCACCCUCUCUAGUCUCCCUUCAGGACGCCGCCCACGCCCACCCCAACAACCUCUCCCACUACCGCGGCCAGUACUCGACUCGCGGCGGGCGGCGGCGGGCGGCGGCGGCGGCGACUCCACGGCGGCCGUCAUGAACCAGCUCAGCUCCGCCCACGGCCACUACUACCAGGAGAUCCCCCAGACCGGCCACCACUACGCCAACCACCUGGACGAGUACGAUUCCCCCGUGGUCAAAGGCAGCCGCAAGUACCCUCAGGGGCGGCGGAUGCCCGGCGGGGGGUCGUCGCUCUCCUCGUCAGACAACAACUCGGACACCACGUACGCCGAGAGCGACAUAAACUCGAGUCUCCGGGCCAAGAUGGCGGCCCUGGACAACGACGCCGCGGGCACGCCACCGGACCCGGCCCCUCCCGAGGUCCCUAUCCGGGGGCCCUCCCACCACCACCCGCUCCUGGCGGCGUCGCGUCGGGCGGGCGGCGCGCCCCCGGCCUCCAACAACACGGGCGUCGGAGGCCCCCCCUCGCCGCACUACCAGGACCACCUCCAGGACGACACGUACCAGCAGCCCAACUCGAACGUCUUCCUCUCUCAAGGUGAGUGAGCGGGUCUUAAGGCUGAUCCUAAAGGCGGUUUCGGGCCCGGGGUUCGAGUCCGCCUUUGGGCUCGAGGCGCGGG
Penaeus vannamei (Pacific white shrimp) is the source of this 953-nucleotide messenger RNA. The record is from RefSeq and is a predicted model, not a curated record. Lineage: Eukaryota; Metazoa; Arthropoda; Malacostraca; Decapoda; Penaeidae.